This is a messenger RNA of Saprolegnia parasitica CBS 223.65, 1644 nucleotides long. RefSeq lists its product as hypothetical. The transcript has a single exon. Lineage: Eukaryota; Oomycota; Saprolegniomycetes; Saprolegniales; Saprolegniaceae. The record is from RefSeq and is a predicted model, not a curated record. The coding region runs from base 1 to 1644 and encodes 547 amino acids.
AUGCCGAUCGGGCUCAGCACGCCAACGCAGAGUGCCCACCACUCGCUGUACUGGUCGAGCCGCAAGCCGGCCGCCGCGGCCACAACGACGAACGGACCAUGGGGCUUCUCGACCAAGAUUGCCGACCUCUCGGCGUCGCAGCUCGGGCGUCGCGGCCGGAAGCUCGGGCGCUUCAUGCACGACGCGAUCCGGCGCGAGAACGACGCGGUCCAGCUCAAGCGCGUGCAGUACGGCAGCCGCACCAAGGUCAGCAUCACAGCCGACAGCAAGGCCCACGUGCAGUACGUCCAUUGCGCGCAGGUGCUGCCAGCGUCCUUGGACGAGGUGCUGCGUCUCUUCUGGACGCCGCAGUGGACGUCGACGGACGCGCUGUGGCGCGCUGUCUUUGCCGAUGACACGUCGUACGUUCGGUCACGCGCCCAGAGCGGCGCGACUUGCUCCGAGCCGGACGCGGAAGCUUCGUCGUCGUCGUCGUCGUCGUCCACGACGAUCUCGACGCCGACCGCGCGCUUGGCACACUCGACCGAGACGCUCUCGGCCGGACUGCACCGUCUUCGGUACGAAGAGAGCGGGCGAACGCAGCUCUUUGGGACCAAGUCCAAGCCCAAGAUGAAGGAGCUUUUGUUUCUCGAGCACUUUGCGCGCCUCGACGACGGCAGCUACCUCUGGCUCGUCAAGUCCAUCGACGAUCCCGAUGCGCUCGUGCUAACACCGCCGAUCCGCCGACUGCAAAGCCUCAUGAUGGCCUGCCACAUGGAAGCGGUUGGCGAUCGGACGCGUCUGAGCUUUCUCGGCGGCUACUGCUUUGUCGACGGCCUCCAGGACGCCGCCAAGCGCUUCCUCGUCCGCGCCGCCGACGCCUGGGACCACAUUCCUCGCCUCGUUGUCGCGAGUCGCCUCGCCGACUACCUCGUCGAGCCGGCGCUGCAUGCAGCCGGCGAUUGCUCUCUCCAAGACGGCUGUCGCGUGUGCUUGACCGCGUUCAGCGUGUUUUUGCCCGCAGUCGCUUGUCGUCUCUGCGACCACGACGUCUGCGCCUCGUGCUCGGUCUUGGAGACGACGCGCGAGACUGCGAUCGCGCUGCGUAUUUGCACGUCGUGUGUCGAUGCCAUCAAAGAGUGGUCGCCCAUCCGCCACCGGCGACGGCCCGCCAUUCUCUCGUCGCCUGCUGCCCGGCGGCGCGCUUGCUCCAGCACCCAGCUCCGCGCACUCUCGUCCGAUUUGGAGCUCGCGAUCCUCCUCCAGAUAAUGGCCGCAAUCACAGCCAAGGCCGUAGCUUGCAGUAGCGCCAGCGUACACCUGGCGACACGAGACGGCGUCCGGCUGGUGGCGAGCAUCGGGCCAGUGUCCGACGACGCGCUCGUGGCCCGCGCGAUCGACGCCGGCGGUAGCGUCGUUGUCGACGUCUUGGAUGACACGACGCUGUCAUUGCCGCUCCCCGCCGACGUACGCUCUUACCGCGGCCAAGCCAUCUACCUCUCGGACGGUGUCUGCAUUGGCGCCGUAUCGGUGGCCGACGCCGCGCCGCGCCACCUCGACACGCCGGGCGACGAGCACUUUAAAGCGUUCGCCGAGACCGCGGCCCGGCUCAUUCGCGCGUGGCCAUCCAUGAUCGUGACAAAGCAGCGUAGUAGCUGCAGGUAG